AUGAUUUUAUUCAUUUAUCUUAUAAAUCAGGCAAAUAGCUAUGAAAGACUAAAAGGAAUACCCAACGAUGAUGUUCCUUAUAGACCAAUUAAUGUACAAGUCAAUACACUUGAAAAGGAUUAUUCAACGAAAGAUCUCAUAGCAAUAGCUGAUCAAGUUGCAAGCGAUUUCAAACUCGAAGGAGUUCGAGUUCACAAUUAUUUUAGACUUGUCAAAUUUGCUUCUCUUUCCAGGCAACUUUUCAACAGGGUUGAUUUUAAUUAUGAAGAUAAGGGAUACAGAGUUGUAACUGUGGCCGGAACAGUUAUCAAAAUUACUAAAGCUAAUGAUGUAUAUACGGUCAAAUGCCGUAAAGUUUAUGUUAACUCUAAUGUCAUUGAUAGUUCAUAUAUAGCUGGAGCAUAUGAAUAUACCUCUGAUUUCCUUGGUUAUCUCUCCCAAGGUUCUCAUAUGCAAUUUAUGACCAAGCCAUGGUCACUACUUCCAGCAUCUUCAAUAGCUUUUAUUUACAAUGAAUUGUAUAAGAGAAUUGAAGGUCCACUCAAUUGGUACAAAACUAACAUUUAA
Molecule: messenger RNA, 567 nt
Organism: Trichomonas vaginalis G3
Lineage: Eukaryota; Parabasalia; Trichomonadida; Trichomonadidae
Exons: 1
Coding region: 1-567 (188 amino acids)
Source: RefSeq, a predicted model, not a curated record